AGCAUUUAUUUUAUAAAAAAAAGUAAAUGUCCGUAUUCAAAAGUGUUUUUUAUAUAUACACAAAAAUCCCAAACUACCCAUUCAUUCAAUCUUCAUCUCCAUUUCUCACACUAAUAGGUUAAGAAGGAAAAAUGGCGCAAAAGUUGGAAGCUCAAGGUGGUCGUGGAGGAGAGCUAUGGGACGAUGGUGGUGUUUACGAUAACGUCAAGAAAGUGUAUGUUGGUCAAGGUGAUUCUGGUGUGGUUUACGUCAAGUUUGACUACGAAAAAGACGGAAAUAUCGUAUCACGCGAACAUGGGAAGAAGUCGCUUCUUGGAACAGAGGAGUUUGAGCUUGAUCCAGAAGAUUACAUCACAUCAGUGAAAAUUUCUUACGAGAAACUCUUUGGAACACCAACAGAGAUCAUCACGGCUCUUGUCUUCAAGACAUUCAAAGGCAAAACUUCUCAGCCGUUUGGAAUGGUCUCUGGUCAAGAAUUUGAGCUAGGAGGCGGAAAAAUCGUUGGAUUCCAUGGAAGUGCGAGUGAUGUUAUUCAUUCUCUAGGAGCCUAUAUAGCUUCGUCAACCACGCCGGUGACUCCGCCGGAGUCAGGUGGUACGACCAAGUUGGAAGCUCAAGGUGGUCGUGGAGGAGAGAUUUGGGACGAUGGUGGUGCUUUUGAGAAUGUCAAGAAAGUGUAUGUUGGACAAGGUGACUCUGGUGUGGUUUAUGUCAAGUUUGAUUACGAAAAAGAUGGAAAAAUUGUAUCACGUGAACAUGGGAAGAAGACAUUACUUGGAACAGAGGAGUUUGAGCUUGAUUCAGAUGAUUACAUCACAUCUGUGAAAGUUUACUACGAGAAACUCUUUGGAACGCCAACAGAGAUCAUCACGGCUCUUAUCUUCAAGACAUUCAAGGGAAAGACUUCUCAACCGUUUGGAAUGACCUCUGGUGAAGAAACUGAGCUAGGAGUCGGAAAAAUCGUUGGAUUCCAUGGAACUGCGAGUGAUGUGAUCCACUCUCUUGGAGCUUAUAUUGUCUCAUCGUCCACACCAGUGACUCCUUCCAAUACUAUUCCAGCACAAGGAGGAGACGCAGGAGUUGCUUGGGAUGAUGGUGUUCACGACGGUGUGAAGAAGAUAUAUGUAGGACAAGGUGACUCUAGUGUGACUUAUUUCAAAGCUGAGUAUGAAAAGGCUUCAAAGCCUGUCAUUGGAAGCGAUCACGGGAAGAAGUCAUUGCUUGGAGCAGAGGAGUUUGUGCUUGAAGCUGGUGAGUAUGUCACGGCCGUGACGGGCUACUAUGACAAGAUUUACGGCGUAGAUGCACCGGCAAUUAUCUCGCUCCAGUUCACAACAAACAAGAAAACGUCUAUUCCGUAUGGAAUGGAGUCAGGAACUAAAUUCGUUUUGGAGAAGAAAGACCACAAGAUCGUUGGGUUCUAUGGACAAGCUGGUGAGUUUCUUUACAAAAUCGGAGUCAAAGUGGCGCCCAUAGCCAACUGAUGCAGAAACAAUCUGAUAUGCCACGAGAGUUUGAAUAAGAUUUAUCCUGUGAGUUUAUGGAGUUGUAUGGUCUAUUGUUGUUUUUGGUUUGUCUCAAGGGUAAUAAUGUAAUGUAUGUGUGUUGUUCCUUGUUUAUCUAAAUAAAGGGUGCUUUUUCAUUCUGA
Molecule: messenger RNA, 1648 nt
Organism: Eutrema salsugineum
Lineage: Eukaryota; Viridiplantae; Streptophyta; Magnoliopsida; Brassicales; Brassicaceae
Product: jacalin-related lectin 35
Exons: 5
Coding region: 132-1484 (450 amino acids)
Molecular function (GO): carbohydrate binding
Source: RefSeq, a predicted model, not a curated record